GGCCGGGCCGGGCGGCGAUGGCGGCGGGACGCGCCCGUGGCUGGGCAGUCAUGCUGGUCCUGCUCCUCUCGCUCGUCGCGUUGCCGCUGCCGGGCGCCGCCUCGGCUGCCGCCCUGCCUGUAGUCAUCAACACCUGGGCGUUCAGGACGGCCGCAGAGACAGCUUGGAGAGUACUCCAGUCGGGAGGUUCUGAGCUGGAUGCAGUUGAGAGGGGUUGUGGGCAGUGUGAGAUUGAUCAAUGCGAUGGGAGUGUGGGAUACGGAGGAAGCCCAGAUGAAAGUGGAGAAACAACUCUGGACGCAAUGAUUAUGGAUGGCAACACUAUGGAAGUUGGGGCUGUUGCAGGUCUCAGACGUGUAAAAAAUGCAAUCGGUGUAGCACGAAAGGUCCUUGAAUACACCAAGCAUACAUUAUUAGUGGGAGAGUCAGCCUCCCUGUUUGCUGUAAGAAUGGGGUUUCCAUAUGAAGAUUUAACAACCCAGAAAUCACUUUCGCUGUAUUCAGAGUGGCUGAAUCGAAGCUGUCAGCCAAACUACUGGAAGAAUGUGGUACCAGACUCUUCAAAAUCCUGUGGACCAUAUAAACGACCUGGAAGAGUAACUUAUAAAGAAGAACAGACCAUCUCACAAAGAAAUGUUCAGAACCAUGAUACUAUUGGUAUGGUUAUAAUUGGUGUGAAUGGAACCGUUGCUUCUGGGACAUCUACUAAUGGUGCAGUCCACAAAAUUCCAGGCCGUGUUGGAGAUUCUCCGAUAGCUGGAGCAGGAUCCUAUGCGGACAGUACAGCUGGAGGAGCUGCUGCCACUGGGGAUGGUGACAUUAUGAUGCGCUUCUUACCCAGUUAUCAAGCUGUGGAAUAUAUGAGGAUGGGAACAGACCCAACAGUAGCCUGUCAGAAAGUUAUUUCCAGAAUCCAGAAGUAUGCUCCGAAGUUCUUUGGUGCUGUCAUUUGUGCCAAUACAACGGGAAGUUAUGGUGCUGCAUGUAAUAAAAUUCCAGGAUUCACUCAGUUUCACUUCAUGGUUUCUAGCCCUUUGCUAAAUCGACCAACUGAGAAAGUCGUAGAUUGCAUUUAAUUUCUUCUGUCCAGUUAGCAUCUCAGUUUAGAAGAGGAAAGUGCUAAGAUUCCCCAGGAGUUACUUUUUAAAAUGGUUGUUUCAAGCAUCUAAUAGCUGGAACAGUCUGUUUGUUUUCCUGAGAACUGAGUAGCUAAAAGUAAUGAAUAGUAACCAUGGAACAAGACCUUUGCUUUGCCAUUUAAAAACAUAUUUGUCAGAAAUCUGGAGUAAAGGGCUGGAAUUAUAACUCUACACAUGAUUAUUUUGAGAAUACCUAAUUCUCUUUCUAAGAUUUAGUCUAGGUUUUCUCUUGAAAAUACAACUGCAUAAAAAUGCUGACAAGCAAGGAAAGGGGGUUGAAGAGUGGUGGAGACUAUUUCAAAGCCUUAAUGAAGAGAUAAGAACCAUCUCCUUUUGGACCAUUCUGACUUGUUUCACAACAGCUGAGAAUACUUUUGAAUAGAGAGAACGUGUAAGCAUCCGUGGUAUUACAAACCUUCAAGGAAUAUUGUUUAAUUCUGACUGGAUGUGAAGACAUCUGGAAGUCUUCCUGUCACCUGUUUUUUGUAGUGGAAGUUAAGUUAUGAAUCAUAGUCGCAGUGAUUUCUUUCACUAAUAUUCUGUGCACUCACCCUUUCCUGUAGCACAUUUACCCCUGCAAAGGCACAGUUAAAUACCUAGAGUAUGACAGUUACCUACAGUUUGGGGUUUUGUCACUUUCUGUGUCUAGAGACAGAAGGAUUCAUUUGUAGAAGAACUCCAGCUCAUGAGGAUUGUUCCAUAGGUAUUUGAAGAUCUGUUUGAUUGUUCUCUUAACUUGGCAGCCUGCUGAUCAUUUGAUUGAAUCUGUUAAACUUGAGCUAGGAAAAGGUAAAAGGGGGGAGCAAGUAAAAUGAGUGUCUUGUCACUUUAAUUUUUCUUUGUCUACUUGAAUAAAAUGAUUGAGUAAUAAAAGCACACCUUUAUGUAUCAUCUGUAAGUAAGUUUGUUUAGAUGCUUGUCUACCUUAGAGUAAUUGUUCCCUUGUGUUCCAAGUUGGUAUCUUUAAAAGCUGGAAACAAACCGUUCAAACAAGAAUAGCUAUUUUGAAUGGCCUGCUGUUGAAAUUCAUCAACAAAGGGAUUUAUUCAGAGGAUUCACUUCUGUCACUGGAUCUUGUAGCACAGAAUUCACUGCAGGCCACAAUAAGCUUUUAUCAAGUGAAGCUCCAAGUGAAUAUAUCUGUAGUGGUUUAAGAUAAGUUUUCUACCUGUCCUACUUACAAUCUGCCAUGGCCGCUCUAUCUUCAGAUAACCCAGGCAGUCAAGUGCAAAUAGAUUAAUAAAAUCCCAGUGAUUUUUAUGCUGAAGAUUGCAUUGUGGAUUAUAAACAUAGGAGGUUCAGUAGUGGGAGCUGAGCAGUAAUGUCUCAAACUGCUGUAGUUGAAUCCACCAGGACUCAGUCAUGAAAGAGGUUGGGAACAUCCAUGGCAUGCUUUCUGGUGUGCUUAUGUCACUCUGUGCUAGUGAGUGUGUGCCAGUGGAGGUUAUGGGUGCCCUGUAACAGUGUACCUUGAAUUCACUGUUGCAGUGAUAACUCCCUGCGUAGUGAGCUCCUCUGUGCUGGACGACAGCUGGCCAAGAAAGCCAAUGGAAUCCUGGCCUGUAUCAAAAAUAGUGUGGCCAGCAGGACUAGGGAAGUACUUGUCCCUCAGCACUUGUCCCUCAGUACUUGUACUCAGCACUGGUAAAGCCACACCUGAAGUGGUAUGUCCAGUUUCGGGUCUUUGACUACAAGAAAGACACUGAGGUGUGGGAGCAUGUAUAGAUAAGGGCAGUGCAGCUGGUGAAGGGUCUAGAGAGUGAGUCAUAUGAAGAGUGACUGAGGGAGCUGGGAUUGUUUAGCCUGGAGAAAAGGAGGCUCAGGGGAGACGUUAUUGCUCUCUACAGCUACCUGAAAGGAGGUUGUAGCAAAGCAGGGGUCAGCCUCUUUUCCCAGGCAACUAGAGACAGGACAAGAGAAAAUGGCCUUAAGCUGUGCCAGGAGAGGUUCAGGUUGGACAUCUGGAAGAAUUUUUUCACAGAAAGGGUGGUCAGGCAUUGGAAUGGGCUGUCCAGGGAAGUGGUGAAGUCACCAUCUCUGGAAGUGUUCCAUAAAUGACUGGAUAUGGCACUCAGUGCUACAAUUUAGUUGGUGGUUUUUGGUCAGAGGUUGGACUCGGUCUUGGAAGUCUUUUCCAACCUUAAUGAUUCUAUCUUAAUUACUUGUCUCCAUGAGACAUAGAUACUAAUCCAUGUGGUUUGAUAAUGUAGAUUGUUUUAUGACAAAGAGUUAUAAAUGAAAGGGUUAAUUUUUGUAAAUGAUUUUGAUAUAUUGUUAAUUUCACAGUAUAUUAUAAUACCAAGAAUGUACCAUUCUGCUGUUAUGUGCAAAAUUCUGAAUUUAAAAAAUAAAAUGCUUAAUAUAUUGUCUUUAAAAUAUUUCUUUAAAUGUUACUAGUGGUGUCCUGUUAUGCUUAGCAGACACAUUAAUUUUUUAAGAAAGAUAAAUAUCAAAUACAAACUCUUGCCAAAAGCAAGCAAAAGCUGUGACAGGUUCCAUUGGUAUUGCAAAGAAAAAAACAAAAAAACUGUUUUCUGUUUCAAGAAAUUUUGUAUUUUUAAGUUUUUACUCUCCAACUUUUACUACAAAAAGCAAAAAAACCUCUGCAAAUAUGAGCAUUUGUGAUACAAUUGAAUGCAUCCUGUCUGUAAAGUUGUGGAAUGUUUUUAAGUUCAUUAACUCCUAGCUAGCCUGCUUUUUUUUUCUGUUUCUAAAACUUCUUACCAAACUAAUGCUUUUAGUUAAAGUAGACAGAGGAAGAAUCUUAGCUCAGUGGUCUGACUAAGAAAGCGAACUAUGCCCUCUUUUUGCACGGCAUCGAAUUGUUCUUUAAUAAAGCAAUCUGUGUGAACCCUGACAAUGUUUUGUAUGCACUUAUUGAAGAAAACUUCCUUAUCAUUUCACCAUUUGUAGGUUAUCACUGAAAUGCAUUCCUUCAUCUGUAACUGCCUCAGUCGGGAACAAUUCAGAGUUUCAGAGAAUUCAAGGUUGAUCUCAGACGGAAUCUACAAGUAGUACUGUAUAAAUAGUGAAUCUAUUAUCUCUUCACGGAAUAAAACCAACAGUGAUGCUGAAAUUCUGUUAGCACUUGUUGUUUGGGUUUGGUUAUUACAUGACUGCUAUAACUCACAGCACUGUUCAUUCUUGUUUUGAAACAAAGUUUGUGCAGGAUUUAAUUGCUAUUAUCUGUGGUCUGUGUGUGUGAGGAAACAUCAAUGAUAGAGUUAAAUUUAUUCUAGCUCUAAUUUACAGCAGGUAUGUUACAUGUGAGGCACUGAACUGCAAAUGUUCUCACUGAGGGUUCUGUUCAUUCCUCCAUCUGAGUUCCAUUAAAUUUACAACAUUG
Molecule: messenger RNA, 4485 nt
Organism: Myiozetetes cayanensis
Lineage: Eukaryota; Metazoa; Chordata; Aves; Passeriformes; Tyrannidae
Gene: AGA
Product: aspartylglucosaminidase
Exons: 9
Coding region: 18-1076 (352 amino acids)
Biological process (GO): protein deglycosylation
Cellular component (GO): lysosome
Molecular function (GO): N4-(beta-N-acetylglucosaminyl)-L-asparaginase activity
Source: RefSeq, a predicted model, not a curated record